CAAAACUUUCGAAAUUUCUUAAUAUUUUCGGGUUUUUCGUAAUUUUUUCUUUUUAAAUUCCAGGUGAAACAUUUUCAGAAAUCUAAAAAAUAUUUGUUGGCUGAACAUUAACAAAAUGUUUUCUGCGCCAUGUCGUUCGGUCAACUUUAAUUCUCUUUCUCGACUUAACCCAAUUAUUCCCGGGCUUCAGUCACUGCGAAAAUAUGCAGGAAAAAAAUGUGGAAAGCAGUUAACUUCAAAGUGUGGAACUAUAAUAAACGACAAAUGCGGCACAACGCGUCCGACGGUAUUCCAUGUUCCCAAGCCGCCGGUCAAAAAACCGCCCCUGGUCUCAAUGUGGAAAAUAAAGGACUGUGAGCCAUCUGAUAUCUGUGUUUUGGAUCUGCGCUAUGAUAUGAAAUAUUACAGUAUAUCGGAUAAGAGAAAACGAAAAUAUCAGAUAACAUGGAACGAAUGCCCUCGCCUCCUAAUUAAGCCAAAAAAAGUCUGUGUCUACGAUAAAAUUAGGCGCCCAAAGAUCAAGCGUCGCAAGCGCAGAGCCGUCGCUAAAGGAUCCAAGGUCGCCAAAAAGGGAAAAUGUGUUUAUAUUACAGCGCCUUGCUGCAAAGUUGGACGCCGUCCACCUAAGUGCAAGAGUGCAUUCCCCAGUCUUGGAAACUGUGAAAAACGCAAGACGCCCUAUCCCAGUUUUUCCGAGUGCAAAAAGGAUCCCAUGAUACCGUUGCCUCCGGUCGAGUGUCGCUGCUUAGACCUCCCUGCCCUUUGUGAUGCUUGGGCAAUAUUACGUCGACGUAUAGCCAGGGGGAAGAAACCAAUUAAAAAGUGCGGCGAAGUCUAAGCUAAAAUCGACAUAAUCGAUUGAUAUUAACUUCUAAUUGGGAACAAACGCGAAAGGUUGAAAAUAAAGAAGUCUCACCAAGAUAACAGCAGAGCAAGUAAGAACUUCAAAUUCCAAAUUUGAAAGAAAAAAUUAAACAAUUGUAUUGGAUCUAAUGGAAACUAGUUGGUUAAAGUUCAUAUAUAAACACACGUUUGGAUAGUUGUCAUAGAAUGGUGCUGAUAUUAUCUUGGGUUCAAAGUCAAUACCAUUUGGAAAUACGGAAAGAAAAAAAACUCGAAUAAUAUAUUAUAAAUUGUUAAAUCA
Molecule: messenger RNA, 1144 nt
Organism: Drosophila grimshawi
Lineage: Eukaryota; Metazoa; Arthropoda; Insecta; Diptera; Drosophilidae
Exons: 1
Coding region: 116-838 (240 amino acids)
Source: RefSeq, a predicted model, not a curated record